Messenger RNA from Scleropages formosus (Asian bonytongue), 1587 nucleotides. RefSeq names its product arrestin 3b, retinal (X-arrestin) (gene arr3b). Lineage: Eukaryota; Metazoa; Chordata; Actinopteri; Osteoglossiformes; Osteoglossidae. The record is from RefSeq and is a predicted model, not a curated record. The transcript is spliced from 16 exons. Gene Ontology annotation, molecular function: G protein-coupled receptor binding. Bases 1 to 1263 code for a protein of 420 amino acids. Gene Ontology annotation, biological process: G protein-coupled receptor internalization; signal transduction; visual perception.
AUGAAUGUUCAGCCGGACAACGACAGAGUGACGGACCUCGGUUCCGUCACAGAACAACCGCAUCCGCUCAUUCUCAUGACCCUGCGAGUUAACCUGCCGUAUCAUGAUGUGCUGAAGCUGCUUUGCUGCCCCCAUCGACUGGUGUGUGGAACACGGUCUCUCUGCUCUCUCUGCAGGGUCUUCAAGAAAACCACCGCCAACGGCACGCUCUCCCUCUACCUGGGUAGGAGGGAUUUCGUGGACCAUAUUGAGACCAUGGACGAUGUUGAUGGUGUGAUCAAGGUGGACCCCGCAGAGCUUAAUGGCAGAAAAGUGUGGGUGCAGCUGGCCUGCGCUUUCCGUUACGGGCGCGACGAUCUGGAUGUCAUCGGCCUUUCCUUCCGAAAAGACAUCUGGAUCCAGUGCAAUCAAAUCUACCCCCCAACGAAUGACCCCAAGCCUCCCAACACCCCACUGCAGGAAAUGCUGUUGAAGAAGACUGGGGAACAAGGCUAUCCUUUCACCUUCAAGCUUCCGAACAACUUGCCCUGCUCCGUCUCCAUGCUGCCGGGACCGGAGGAUGCUGGGAAGCCCUGUGGCGUGGACUUUGAGGCGAAGGCGUUCAUCGCCCACGAAAGAGACAACCCUGAAGAGAAGGUCGAGAAGAAGGACACCUGCCGCUUGAUCAUUCGCAAGAUCCAGUACGCUCCGGACCAGAGGGGCGCCGGGCCCAAGGCCGAGAUCUGCAAGCAGUUCAUGCUGACGGACAAGCCCGUGCACCUGGAGGCGUCCCUGGACAAGGACAUCUACUACCACGGCGACCCAAUUACCAUCAGAGUAAAAAUCAACAACGAGACCAGCAUGGUGGUGAAGAAAAUCAUAAUAAACAUUUAUCAGAUGACAGACGUGAUGCUGUACUCCGCUGACAAAUACUCGAAGUGCGUCCUGAAUGAAGAGUUUGGGGACCAAGUGAAUGGCAACUCCACGUUUGAGAAAGCAUACCAAGUAACCCCCCUGCUAGCGAACAACAAAGAGAAACGUGGCCUGGCUCUCGACGGCAAGCUGAAGGAUGAGGACACAAACCUGGCGUCCACUACACUCUUACGCCCUGGAAUGGACAAAGAGAUCCUAGGAAUCCUGGUAUCCUACAAAAUCAAGGUCACGCUCACGAUUUCCCGGGGCGGGCUCCUGGGAGACCUUACAGCAAGCGAUGUGGGUGUGGAGCUCCCAUUGGUACUGAUGUCCCCCAAACCUGCAGAAAUAACGGACAUUAAAUUUGAGUAGCCCCCCUCCCCCCCAGAGCAGAAGUUGGAUGGAAAGAGGGGAUGUCGAGGAGCAGAAAGCUGGACGAGGGGAAAAAGACACGCUGAUCGGCCAAGAGGACCAAAAGCAUCCGUAAACAUCACAGCACAAAUUUAGAAAUCCAAAAGAAAUCUGCUAUUUAUACCUUACGGCUGCAUAUUUCAUAAUUCAUAGGGGACUCUCUCCUGUGGAGCAUCAAUGAAUCACACAGCAGAAAGGAUCAGUGUCACUGGUGAAUCCACAUCAGCUGGGGGGUAUUUUCUGACUAACUAUAAAACAAGGAACUCAGCAGGCUAUUAAUGACUA